This is a messenger RNA of Oncorhynchus mykiss (rainbow trout), 3727 nucleotides long. Its product is annotated as actin filament-associated protein 1-like 1. Gene Ontology annotation, cellular component: cytosol. Lineage: Eukaryota; Metazoa; Chordata; Actinopteri; Salmoniformes; Salmonidae. The record is from RefSeq and is a predicted model, not a curated record. Gene Ontology annotation, molecular function: SH3 domain binding.
GCAGAGAGAGAGAGAGAGAGAGAGAAAGAGAGAAAGGGAGUCUGCUAUGUAUCAAGUGUAGCUGUCAGCGCGGUCUCACAUGGAGCUGCUCUCCGUCACAGUCUCCGGAUGAGCCCAGGAAACCACCUCUCUCUCAUCCAUUACUUCCACCGGGAUGGACACCAACAACAGAUCGAUGGAGGUCCUGGUGACGGAGCUCAACGUUCUGCUGAAGCUGCUGGACCAUGAGACUCUGAGCUCUCCAACUGAGGAGAAGAAGACCUCUGUUAGGAACCUUCUGAAACAUCUACAGCCCACAGCGACAGGACCAGACUUCUUGUACAUGAACCAAUCAAUCUACCGGCACGGCACCAGCUUUGUGGAAUCCCUCUUCGAGACCUUUGACUGUGACAUGGGGGAGCUGAAAGACAUGACAAAGGACCAGAAGCAGGACACACACACUGACACACACAGACAUGACACAACAGCCUUAAAACAGAGCAGUCCAGACUCCUCUCCCCCCUGCUCAUCAGAGACCCCUCCUCCCUUGCCCACCACCCCCCAUCCUGAGGCUUACUAUGAAGAGGCAGUACCUCUCAGCCCUGGCAAGCAGCCAGAGUACAUCACCACACGUGGGAGCUCCAGCCCUCCUAACUCCAUAGAGGAUGGUUACUAUGAGGAUGCAGACAACAACUCUCCUUCUACCUGCAUCAACGGACGACAACGCAAAAACUCCUACAAUGACUCUGAUGCUCUGAGUAGUUCCUAUGAGUCGUAUGAGGAAGAUGAAGAGGAAAGGGGAGCAGGGCCAAGGUCCAGGCUGACCCACCAGUGGCCUAGUGAUGAGAGCUCCAUGCUCCCUGCCAGGGACUGUAGGAUCUGUGCCUUCCUGCUGCGAAAGAAACGCUUCGGACAGUGGGCUAAGCAACUGACUGUCAUACGGGACAACAGGCUACAGUGCUAUAAGAGCUCUAAGGACAUGUCCCCAUAUUUUGACCUGCCCUUGCUCCAGUGCACUGUGGUCUACGCCCCUAAAGACGGACGCAGGAAGAGACAUGAGCUGAGGUUCACUCCACCCAGUGGAGAGGCUCUGGUCUUGGCUGUGCAGAGCAGGGAGCAGGCACACAGGUGGCUCAGGGUGGUCCAUAAAGUUAGUCAGGGAAAAGGACCAGAAGAGCCCACUUCUCCCAUGAUGCCCAGAAAGACUGAGCUGGACAAGCGGCUGUCUGGUGAGAAGACUAUGGCAGACCCAGAGAGUGUGGGAGUGACUACAGGAGAGAAUAACAGGGACAACAGAGAGAAGGGUAAGGUGAAGCGGGGGGCUCUAGCAGCAGGUCGUAAGAUAACACGUAUCAUCAGUUUCUCCAAGAGGAAGCACCUCCUACCUGGCGACCCACGGCCCCCCUCCCCAGAUACAGACCCUCGACGAGGCUACCUGUCUGUGUUGGUGAGUCAGGUAUGGCGGGACCAGUGGUGUUGUGUGCGUGAGGGUUCUCUCUACUUCCACCCUGACAGAGGAGACCCCCGGCCCUCCCUGGCCCCUCUACCCCUCCAUGGGUGUGAGGUGUUCCCAGGACUGGGCACCAAACACCCCUUCACCCUCAGGAUACUGAAGGGGGGCAGAGAGGUGGCUGCAUUGGAGGCGUGUAGUUCUGAGGAUUUGGGGCGAUGGCUGGGUGUUCUGCUGGCAGAGACAGGUACAGCCACAGAUCCAGAGUCACUACACUACGACUAUGUUGAUGUGGAAACCAUCGCUAACAUCAGAGAUGCCGCGAGACACUCUUUCCUGUGGGCCACAUCUUCUAGUAGCACUUCCACUGACUCCAGGAUGUAUGACGAGGUUCCCUAUGAGGAAGAGCAGCCUGAGGAAGAUGCUGGACCGAAGCAGAGGUCCAGUUUCUCCCCUAAAUACUCUGCUGUGACCAAACCUGGUCUGUCCCUGAAUCACACAGGCUCCAAUGCCAAUCAAUAUGGUCUCUAUGGGAAAACACGAGCGGAGGAGGACGCUAAACACUACUUGAAAGAGAAAGAAGAGCUGGAGAGAGAGAGGGAUGGAAUACGGAACACUCUGCUGACACUGAGACAAGCGAGGAGAGAGGUGAAGGAGAGGUUGAAGACUGCUUCAGAGGAGCAGAGGAGCUCCCUGAGUGAGCGUGUGUCCCAGCUAGAGGAGGCUUGCCGGGGGAAGGAGAGUGAGAGGGUGGACCUGGAGCUCCGUCUCACCCAGGUUAAAGACAACCUGCAGAAGAGUCUAGCAGGAGGAGCUCUGGGGGCACCUGGGGAGAGCAAACCCUCCAGCAAGGUCUACAGCAGAUCCUGCUGCUCUGGAUCUAUACCAGUCAGCUGUAAGAAACCUGUCUACUCUUCCUCUAAAGGAUCAGUCAUGAUGAAAGCCAAGGAAUGGGAGUCGAAGAAAUGCUCUUAGGGCAUAAGGAUGUUAAUAGCAAGAUUGGAGAUGAUUGGAGGCAUAUCAGAGAUGUGGAUGUGUUGUUCAGAUUAUUGUAGAGAUGGACGAAAUGGACACGUAUUCAGGAUAUUGAGCCAGUGUACAGAAAGGAUAUUCAUUUACCUUGAUAAACGACAGAGAAAGGGACAUUGAGAGAUUUAAGAAUGUUCCAUAGAACAGGAAUGGAAGACAAUGGACAUGGAAGGAAAACUCUGUGAUUUACUGUACGAGCUUUAAAGGGAUACUUCCAGAUUUUGGCAGUUUAGCCCAUUCCUAGCUCCAUGCUACUGUAACUUCUCCUGUAGACUUCCAGUCAUUUCACUAAAGUUAGUUAACAAGGGCUCCAGAACCUACCUUCAACGUCCUUGAAACUACACACAGAGACAUAAAAAUGGUAUCCAUGAGUUCCUCUGACUCUGGGUCAUUUGAUAAAAGGGCUUACACUUUUACUGCAGUGGGCUAAAUCAGGGUCACACAGAGUGUUUAUUGGUAGUCUUAAACAAAUGUACUUUGAAACAAAAGUAUACACCUCACACACAUGGUUAUGGGCCUUUAAAGAAAGAAGACAUCUGUACCAUGUCAGAUACAGACUUAAAAUGUAUUCAGUUUUGAGUUUGCUUCCCAGUAUUACACUUUAUAUACAUAACAGAAGACUAACAUUUUACAAAACUGUUUGACAGAGAAACAAUGGAUUUUUUAAAAUAAUCUUUGUUAAAGCAAGAUUUGAGAUAAUCUUUGAAAAAGCAAGAAGCAAGAAAAAUAUAAUUAACAUUCCACCCAUGAGUCCAAAUAGAGAUAUUUUGUUAGUUGACUGCAAGAAAGGGCUACUUGUCAAAAUCUCAGUUAUUUGUUUUACAUAAUUUUCUUCCUUUGCCGCGGGAAGUAGGGUUGCUGAUAGUAAAUCUGAAUCUUUUUUUAUUUGUCAUUUUUUUUGUAAGUAGUUCACUGCGCCUUUACUAGUCCUAGCGUAACGAUAUAGCUAUCUGUUUUGUGUAUAGUAGGAUUAUUUUCACACUGCACAAUGGUCCUUUUCCCCUCGGACUAUAAACAAUACAAUUAUUAACAAAUGGUGCUAAUAAUAGAUGUAACUGUAAAUAUUAUCUGAACAAUGGACACCAGGUGCCAAUACCUAUCUACAGCAAUUCACACCACUGAUCCUUUCUAAAACGCAUCAAAUACAGAGCCUUAGGAAAGUAUUCAGACCCCUUUACUUUUUCCACAUUUUGUUACGUUACAUCCUUAUUCUAAAAUAUAUAUAUAUAUAUUUUAAAUCCUCAAUCUACACGCAAUACCCUAUAAUGA